CACCGUUGCAUUCUCAUUGGAUGUCAGCGAUGGAUGCUGUGCACCAAUAGCAUUUAGAACUGUACAAAGAGAUCUACUCUCUCCCCCAUGCAGCUUCAGCCAUCACAAUGCUCAGAGAGGAUAGAGAGUAGGCAAAUGGUUCAUACACUUGGAGUAUAAGGUUAAAUCUUAAUCAUAUCUUUAGCUAUAAAAACGUAUCAUUCCAAUGGGAUAUGUCGCGCUUUUGGAAUACGGAUUUUGGCUUUAUGGGCUCCGUUCUUUGUGGAUAUUGUGUUUUUUGUUAAAUCAGGGAUGACAAAGAGAAAGGAAUAUCGAGACUGGAGAUGGCAGGCGCUUUGGUGGCAUCAUUUCUUCCUCUUGUGGACUACAGUAAACGCACAGACUCGUUACAGCAUCCAUGAGGAGCUAAAACAGGGCUCUGUGGUAGGAAAUCUUGCCAAAGAUCUGGGUUUGGGACUUUCGGACAUUUAUGACCGUAAAUUGCGCGUUGCCUCUGAGGCUGGAGAGCAGUAUUUCAGCGUGGAUGCGGGGAAGGGCGAGCUGGUGGUGAAUGACAGAAUAGACAGAGAGGCUUUAUGUGGACAAAGCGCCAGCUGUGUGUUGCCUUUGCAGGUGGUCAUUGAAGAUCCGUUACAGUUACAUCGAAUUGAGGUGGAAAUACGAGAUAUUAAUGACAAUUCUCCACGUUUUCUUUCAAAUGAAUUGUCUUUAAACAUAGCCGAGUCAGCAGCAGUGGGACUACGCUUUCCUUUGGAGAGCGCAUCUGACCCAGACGUUGGAAGCAAUUCCCUCAAAUCAUACACACUCAGUAAAAAUGAAUGUUGUUCCCUUAGAAUAAAAGAAAUCGAGGGUGGGAAGACCGUCCCGGAACUUGUAUUAGAAAAGCCUCUAGAUCGAGAGAAAAAAUCAGUCCACAAAAUAUUACUAACAGCAUUAGAUGGGGGAAACCCAGUAAGAUCCGGAACCACACAAAUAACCAUAAGCGUUCUUGACAAUAAUGACAAUAUUCCGGUUUUUGAAAAGAAUCUUUAUAAAGUGUCCCUGGGUGAAAAAAGUGUACAAGGAACGGUUGUUAUUCAGCCCAAAGCGUCAGAUGCAGAUGAAGGUUUAAAUGGCGAAAUAACAUUCUCGUUUGGCUCUCGGACGCCAGACUUGGUGUUGUCGAUCUUUGAUAUUAACCCUUCAACCGGUGAAAUCAUUCUGAAAGGGGAGUUAGAUUAUGAAACUGCCAAGUCAUAUGACAUUGACGUGACUGCAAAAGAUAAAGGUAGUCCUCAGAUGGAGGGUCACUGCCGCGUGCAGGUUGAUAUUACUGAUUUCAAUGAUAAUACUCCUGAAAUCGUUUUCACCUCUAAGCCCAAGCCAGUGCGUGAAGACGCACCAAGUGGGACAGUUGUGGCUUUGAUCAGUGCGCGAGACCUCGACUCUGCUAAUAACGGUAAAGUAACAUUGCAAAUUACCAAGGGGACCCCUUUUGAUUUGAAACCUUCUUUUUCUAACAAUUAUGCGCUGGUUACCAGUGGGACUUUAGACAGAGAACGUUUUUCAGAAUAUAAUAUUGAAAUUACAGCCACUGAUUCUGGCUCUCCUCCCUUGACCAGUAAGAAAACUGUACUCAUCACUAUAACUGAUGUUAAUGACAAUGCUCCUGUAUUUACUCAGAAAAUCUAUGAUGUGUAUUUAAAAGAGAAUGGAGUACCAGGCUCUAUCCUGUACUCAGUAUCAGCAUCUGACCUGGAUUUUGGUGAAAACGCAAAGGUCUCUUACUCUAUACUGGACUCUAAAGUGCAGGACGUUUCUGUCUCAUCGUAUGUUUACAUUAACUCAGAUAACGGCAGCAUCUACAGCAUGCACUCGUUUGACUAUGAGAAACUGAAGGUGUUUCAGAUUCAGGUCCAGGCAAAGGAUCAGGGCUCUCCGUCUCUCAGCAGCAACGCCACUGUCCAUGUUUUUAUCCUGGACCAGAACGACAAUGCCCCCGCUGUUAUUUACCCCUCCUCCGCUGCAAUGGGCUCCCUCUCCCAUCAGAGGAUGCCUCGCUCCGCGAAAGCGGGUCACCUGGUUACCAAGGUGACAGCCGUGGACGCUGACUCGGGCCAUAACGCCUGGAUCUCCUACAGACUGGCGGAGGCCACAGACGCCUCUCUCUUCACUGUCAAUCUGUACACAGGGGAGGUGAGGACUAAACGCGCUGUGUCCGAGCAGGACGACUCCUCUCAGAGGCUCCUUAUAGAGAUCAAGGACGACGGGGAACCGAUCCAGUCCUCCACAGUCACGGUGUCCAUCAUACUGGAGGACGGCCUCCAUGAGCCCAUCUCAGACCGCCGAAACAAAGCAGCCGAGCCCAGCAAGAAAACUGGGAGAAUCACCCUUUAUUUGAUUCUCUCUCUGGCCUCGGUGUCCGUGCUGUCUCUGCUCACUUUCCUCAUCUUAGCGGUUAAAUGCAUCAGGAACAGCAGGAGCAGCAGCACGUGCUGCAUGAGACGGACUGACUCUGAUGAUUACAAGAACCCCAACAGAAACCUGCAGAUUCAGCUCAACACUGAUGGACCUAUAAAGUACGUGGAGGUCCUGGGAGGAGACAUGCUGUCUCAGAGUCAGUCCUUCAGGUCCUGUAUGUCUCCAAUGUCAGAGUACAGCGAUUUCACUCUGAUUAAACCCAGCAGCACCACAGACUUUAAGGAGGUGAUCAGUGUCCUGGAUGCUUCUUUACCCGACAGCACCUGGACCUUUGAGAGCCAGCAGCAAAAGCCUCCCAACAAUGACUGGCGCUUCACACAGGGACAAAGACCCGGACCUAGCGGUCCCCACAUGCCGUACGGUACACACAUACGAUGGACGCCGAAGAAUGGGACAAGGGCAACUGGAGGACCUGAGGUUGCCAUGGGAACUGGCCCCUGGCCCCAGCCCCCUACUGAAGCUGAGCAGCUCCAAGCCCUGAUGGCUGCAGCCAACGAAGUGAGUGAGGCUACAGCCACCCUCGGGCCCGGCACUAUGGGCUUGAGCACCCGCUACAGCCCCCAGUUCACCCUGCAGCACGUGCCAGACUAUCGUCAGAACGUCUACAUCCCAGGCAGCACGGCCACCCUCACCUCAAACCCCCAGCAGCAGCAGGCCACGGCCCAGCAGGCCACCCAACAGGCACUGCCCCCUCCUCAGGCCUCAGCUCAACCAGAGCCCCCCAAGGCCGCCCAGACUCCAGCCUCCAAGAAGAAGUCCACCAAGAAGGAGAAGAAGUAGAUGUGAAUAGGUGAAGGAAUGAUAAACCUGGGCCUGAUCUGAUGAGAAAUUAACCCUCCACACCCCACCAUUCGAUAUCUUAAAUAUUGACAGCAAAUCACUUGUGACCACAUGGGCGAUUUUGAAAGUUCUUUGAAAGUGUCUUGAAUGCCUCAAAGAAUCUGAAUGUGUUGAAAGCUGUUAGUGUUUCUAACUUGUGCUGUGCUUAAGGUCUAUUAUUGUUCACAUAACCGUUGUUGGUAGAUAUAUUUGGCUGGGUGUGGGGGGUUACUGUCCCCCGCCCAUAUUUCUUUCUUUUUUUUUGGCAAAAAUACAAAACAAAAACUUGGACAAAGAGAUUCAGUGUAAGCAACCUUGCUGGGAUGACAAGACUAUACGCAGUGAUGUAUUCAGAAAUGAAAUGUUAAUGUCUUUCACGUUGGAUUUUUUUGUGCACUUUCCAUGAGGUGGAAAGUCAGCUGUUGUAAAGUACGUUAGUUGCCAUCCAUUAGAUUGCUAAUAGGGUCAGCAUUGCUGGGUCUUAAAGCGUUAAGUCCUUUGACUUUAAGGCUGUUGUUUGACAAGUAUUACAAACUCUUCUGCAUGCUCAUUAAGGUUCAAACCACAUAUACUAGUUUAGAAUUGCAAACUAUGCAUUGCAAAAGCAGAGGAGGAGGACAUCUUGAAUCUAUUAUCGUCCCUCCAAUUGCAGGUCAAUAUAAUGCACAUGUAGCAUUUACUUGACACAAAAUGAAAAUUACUUUUGUAAUCGUAGUUUAAAAAAAAGAAAGAUUUUAAUCUUCUGAUAUUUUUAUGACCUGAGCAUGCACCCAGAGGAAGGGCUGGCAAGGAGUGGGGGUUGCAUGGCGCUGUGUCGUGGAGUCACGAGCCAUGCUGUCCACAUCAGUGGUACAGCAGCAGGGACUGGCUUCUUCUGCAACACCUCCAGAUGGGCACAGACAUGUCUUGCUGCCCCGCACCCCCCUGCCCUCCCCCUCCUCACACUCAGCUCGUGUCCCUCCCUCAUUCACCACCCCCAUAUUGAGAGCCAAACAAAAAGAAAUGCACUGUUAGUAUUCUUAAGAUGAUGUAGGGGUUGUAAUCACUUCAGUCUUUAGGGAAACAUGUAGAUGUGGUAAACUUAAGUGCUUAGGAGUUUCUAGACACCUUGCGGGCCUUUAGGGCCUCGAUGGAGUAUUUUCCUUCACCAUCCUCAAGUGCUGAAGAAACGUCUUGAUGUGGCACAGUAUCAUGUCUUUUCUUUGGGAGAUAACGAUUCGAUAGCAUAGAGAAAGUGUUUGUAUAAGAUAUGAAGUUUUUACAUUGCCGUCUAUCCUUCUGUCAGACUCCUGGACACGUACAACAGCAUGAAGAAAAAAAAAGGCAGCUUGCAGAGUGGGUUAGGGAGAGUGGAAGUGGUAUGGUGAGAGGUAAACAGACUGAGGUGGCACCAUUGUAUCGAUCAGGGGGUGAUAAACAUCCUUGGCUCUACCCACUGAAUGUACAGAGGAACCACAGUUGACCUGCCCACCCCAGAAACUCUCUCAAAUGCACUGACUGUAGUAGAGGUCAACAGAGCCAAGCGCAGUUGUCCCUGUUGGUGAGGAGAUGCCACUCACAAGCCCUUUGAAAUCUCUCUCUUCCAUUGACACCAAUGGGAAACCUCAACCUCUUCACCACUCACCUCUCCCCCUCUACUCCCUAGUCCUGUGAGGCUCUUCCCCACUGUAAAUAAACACGAGUCCUGUCGAUGGUAUGAGCCAGGUGUUUGUAUAGUAGGGACCAUGUCCAACAUUUUCAAAAUAAAAGUCCCUCUCCAAAAGGCGUGGCUUACUACUGGAAUGUGUUGCAUUUUGUUUUUAAGAAAAAAAAAUUAAGAAAACCACAGUUAAAAAAAAACAAUAAUAAAAAAAAUUGAGAUGUUCUUCAGCAGUUUGUGUUGCAAUGUAGUAACUAAGCACCAUGGAAGCCAACUAACACUUAAGUGUAAAUAACUGAUAAAGAUAACUUUAGAUAAGUAAAAGAAGUGACACACGUAGACUAGUUAACUUGUGGUAUGUGUUGCGCAUAUUUUUGUGUUUAUUUUCCCUCUACUAUCUUUUAUCACCCUGUAAAGAUACAAAACAAAAGAAAAAAAAUAUGGAAAAGUUUCUAUCCUUCUGUAACCUCUUAAUGUUCUUUUGCGGUGAUUUUAUCUUGUGCAUUUGUGAAAGAAUGCCUCUCAUUCUCUUUCUGUCCAUAUGAACAAAUGAUUAUAAAUAUUAUAUAUGUGUAAGUCCGUCCGCUGCUGAAUUAAUCCUACUCUAUCCUGCUGUAUUAUCUUUCUUAUCAAAUGCUUAAACCCCACGCUAUACCCCUGUGUUACUCUCUUAUUUUUAUGCUAAUAUUUAUAUUGCUGUUUUAUUUUCUCUUGAACACUGACAUUUCAAAUAAAAAGAUUCAUUUUAAAAAUA
Messenger RNA from Pelmatolapia mariae (spotted tilapia), 5672 nucleotides. Its product is annotated as protocadherin gamma-C5-like. Gene Ontology annotation, cellular component: plasma membrane. Gene Ontology annotation, biological process: homophilic cell-cell adhesion. The record is from RefSeq and is a predicted model, not a curated record. NCBI's taxonomy places the organism in Eukaryota, Metazoa, Chordata, Actinopteri, Cichliformes, Cichlidae. Gene Ontology annotation, molecular function: calcium ion binding. Bases 292 to 3240 code for a protein of 982 amino acids. The transcript is spliced from 5 exons.